Molecule: messenger RNA, 1748 nt
Organism: Exophiala xenobiotica
Lineage: Eukaryota; Fungi; Ascomycota; Eurotiomycetes; Chaetothyriales; Herpotrichiellaceae
Exons: 1
Coding region: 117-1607 (496 amino acids)
Source: RefSeq, a predicted model, not a curated record
GUUGGAGUUAUCGACCUGGAGACUUGCAGGACCUCUCUCUAUCUUGUCACCUUUGCAUCUUAUAGAAUCUGACGACAUGAAGCACGGCCGUAUCUUCGGGCCGGAAACACACGUCAAUGUCAAUAUUUGGUCGCGUUCGCGCACGACUCUCCGGAUCUGAGGCUGGGUGUCAGGCGGAUAGAGAUCCACAUGAUUGGCCGCUACCAUCUUCAUACUCGACAUCUAAAGCAGGUGGCCGAGAGACAGUCAUCCCAAAUCCAACAAUAUUCAGGAACGCCUUUGUGCCUAGUGAAGCCACCCUUGGUAGAACGGAAACGAGCCUCGUCUACCCUGAUAUAAGUCAUGCCGCAGUGCACCUGGCUUUGCUCGAAUGUUUCCGAAGAUUGAGGCUCAGCGCCAGUAGGCUCGACGUCGAGCUGGAAAAACCAGCAUAUUCUGAAAAGCCCAGGCCAAGAGAGCACUAUGCGCCGACCAGAUUGCCAGAAUCAGAGCGAUGGGAUUUACUGAUCCGACUUGCCAUUACCCGCUUCACUGCUUGGUGGAUGAGCAUUGACCGGGUCUUCCGCCAUGCAAGAGCUUUUACUUACCAUGCUGGAGGCCAGUCUGUAGUGCAGCUGACUAAGGACUACCUUCCCCCCUUAGACGUACUUCUUAUCUGGUACGCCUUCAUGCUCGACGAAAAGACUUACACAGCUGCGUGCCACAAUCGAGGAAUACCGGAGGUCGGGCAAGUUUGCUUUCCGUGGCCUGCCAUUCGAGAUGUGCUCGACGUAAGCACCAUGACAUUCAAGCUACCCCGGGCAGCGGAGAAUCUCUUCUCAACCUUAACGUCACAGUCAGCAGAUAUCCUCACAUAUCUCGAAGGUCCCCCAGCGUACGUCGAGUUUCCUGGAUUACCGAUCCAAACCGAUCUCUUUGCCGAAGUCAAGCAACACGAGAAGUUCAUGGACGACGCUCAUGGUCUUUUAUGGAUCCGUUCACCUGCUUUGAAGGGCUCGCUAGAACGAUCUAGCAUAGAAUAUCUAGAGUUUCAGCUCUCUUCGAACUCUGCCGACAUCCAAAUCCACGACAUCCCUUUUGGCGUGGAACUGAUCUGGAAAACGCACAAACUCUAUCCCCGACAGUACCAGCUCUUUCUUCAAGGAAUUACACCGGCAUCUACGGAUUCAAAGUCACCAACUUCACCUCAAAUCAUUGCCGACGCCAGCCUUGAGUCGGCUAGACGUCUGGCUUCCGAGUGCUACUGCUGGACCUGCGAACGCAUCCGCGACGAUUUACCUGCUUUCAGCUACGACAAAUCUGCAUCCACAGCUGUCCUCUUUGACAAGUCCCUAGUCUCAUCCCUCUCCGCAGAACAACUCCGCUCAAUACAAGACGACCUCGGAUUCUACCGCGCUGUCGAGGAAGCACGAAGUCGGCGGUUACCACUACCAACACGACCGCCGACGGCAGCUGAGAAGGCCGCUGAGAAGCUGGAGGCGAAGAAGCAAGCAGAAGCUGGAUGGCUUCCUGGCUUGAACGAGUACCUAGUCACAUUGCCUAAUGGGAAGAGGAAGAUAAAGAGGGUGAAGCAUGCGAGCACGAUUUAUGGAAUGAGUGUAGUGUGAAGAGUGUACCAUAGUAUCUGCCGUCUUGCGAAAGAAGUUCGCUAAAUUAAGUAGUGUUUAUAUAGCGGAAAAAGCAAAACAAGACUGGGGUAGACAGCUGGGUGGACAGCACCUACGAGUAGAGGCCUAGUUAGACAGUCA